ACUUCCCAGAGCCUUGAGGUCGGGGCGGCGCACUGCAGCAGUCCCGGGAGCCCGAGGUGGCCUUGGGAGCUGGUGCGCACGGGGAUGAGGACGGCCAGGCUCUGGGGACUGCUGUGGACGCUCCUUGUCUCAGAACUGGGAGCAGCACCUGAAGACAACGAAGAAGAGUACGUCCUGGAAGCGGGGCAGAACUUGACCGUGAGAUGCCCUUUCAACAUCUGGAAGUAUGCCAAUAGCCAGAAGGCGUGGCAGAGGCUGGUGCCUGGCCAGGAGCCCCUGACCCUGGUGGUCACAGAGAGACCUUCGGGGAAGCCCAGCACGGUGCGGAUGGGGCGGUACGAAUUGGAAGACGACCCGGAGGAGGCCAUGUUGCACGUCCGGAUGACGCAGCUUCGGGUGGAGGACUCGGGGCUGUAUCGCUGUGUCAUCUACCACCCCCCCAAGGACCCCGUUCUUCUGUUCUAUCCCGUGCGCCUGCUGGUGACCCAGGGUCAAUCAGCUAUGCCUACCUCGAACAAGCAUCCUCCACAGAGCCUGACUCCAAUUCCCAUCUUCACUCCUACCACUCCCAAGGUCUUGAGCACACUGCACAGCAGGCCCAGAACCUUGACCCAACCUCCACCUAGGUCAACUGCUGUUGGCUCCACUCCUGGGUCUGGAGUCCACCUUACAAAUGUGACACAUGUCACCAGGGUCCCUGUGUUCGGCAUUGUCGUCUCCGUGGUCUGUGGACUCCUGAGCAAGAGCCUUGUCUUCACUGUCCUGUUGGCUGUCACCCACAGGUCAUUUUCACCCUAGAGCUGUGAACCCACAAGAAUGACCACUGGGGGUGGACCUCUGGCUGCUUGGGCUGCCCACAUCCCAUAGCAGAGGGCCUGGGUUCCAGUCUCAGUUCUACUUCCAAUCCAGCUUCCUGCUCAUGCACACCCUGGGAGGUGGCAGGUGAAGGCUCAAGAACUUGGGUCCCUGCCACCUGUGUAGGAGACGUGGAUUGGGUUCCUGGGUCUGGGCUCUAGCCUUGCCCAGUUCUAACUGUUGUGGGCGUUU
Lepus europaeus (European hare) is the source of this 1047-nucleotide messenger RNA. RefSeq names its product triggering receptor expressed on myeloid cells 1-like. The record is from RefSeq and is a predicted model, not a curated record. Gene Ontology annotation, biological process: chemokine production; cytokine production involved in immune response; neutrophil-mediated killing of gram-negative bacterium. The coding region runs from base 85 to 798 and encodes 237 amino acids. NCBI's taxonomy places the organism in Eukaryota, Metazoa, Chordata, Mammalia, Lagomorpha, Leporidae. The transcript is spliced from 4 exons.